AUGGACCAGGUGUGCUCCUCCACGCCGAUCGUCUCCGACAGGUGGCACAAACAGGUAUGCCACAUGUUCAGCGAGGGCCUGCUCGGGAAGAAGAGGCACAAGGGCCACGCUGCGGCCCUGCAGAUUGACCAGCAUGACCAGCGAUUCAAGGACACCUUCUGUGACGGCUUCUGGAAGCUGAUGUUGAAGAAGGAGGUGAAGGCCACGGGCUCCAAGGAGGCGGAAGCAUCCAGGAGUACCAAGCACAAGAGAAAGGUGUCCAAGGAACAGAUGGAGGCGCAAAAGGCCGAGGAGGCGCGGAAGGCCGAGGAGGCGCGGAAGGCCGAGGAGGCGCGUGAGGCCGAGGAGGCGCGGAAGGCCGAGGAGGCGCGGAAGGCCGAGGAGGCGCGGAAGGCCGAGGAGGCGCGGAAGGCCGAGGAGGCGCGGAAGGCCGAGGAGGCGCGGAAGGCCGAGGAGGCGCGGAAGGCCGAGGAGGCGCGGAAGGCCGAGGAGGCGAGGAAGGCCGAGGAGGCGCAGAAGGCCGAGGAAGCGCAGAAGGCCGAGGUUGCUCGCGAGGCUGUGGAGGCGGCCGACGACUCGGAUGAAGCCGACGAGUCGCAGCAGAGCUCCAACGACUCGCAGGCGGACGAGUCCGACGAGUCCGACGAGUCCGACGGGUCCUCGGUCGGAACGGGCAUCGAGGCGCACGGCGCGGCGGUGCCCGAGAAGCAGGCGCGGGUGGCAGCGGCGCACGAGGCGACGGAGGCAUCCAGCGACGGUGCCGACGACACCUCGGACGACGACGACGACGACUCGAUGGAGG
Messenger RNA from Prorocentrum cordatum, 802 nucleotides. The record is from the annotation of a GenBank genome assembly. NCBI's taxonomy places the organism in Eukaryota, Dinophyceae, Prorocentrales, Prorocentraceae.